This is a messenger RNA of Acanthocheilonema viteae, 1248 nucleotides long. The record is from the annotation of a GenBank genome assembly. NCBI's taxonomy places the organism in Eukaryota, Metazoa, Nematoda, Chromadorea, Rhabditida, Onchocercidae.
AUGGUCGAGUAUUCAGGCUGGGCUGUGUACUGCGGAUCGGCUUAUAUCGCGAGAGGGGAGAUAUUCAGUUUGGUCGCUGUAGCUGCCAGUUGCGAUGUUAACAUUGUAAUAGCCAUCACGAUUAUUACUGCAGUUGAAUCACAGGAGAUGACCGACGAGGACCAUUCCGAUUCUCGAACCGAAGACGACUAUGAAGAAGGCGAGGAAGCAUAUGAUGAUGAAGGCACUUUGGAUGAAGAGGAAAUGCUGCAUCCAGAAGAUAACUACCAAGAUGAGCUCAAAAUGUUAGAAGAUGAUGCUAAUUUAUCCAUUGAAGAACUGCGACAGAAAUACUGUAAUGCCGUUGUGGAAGAAGAGUAUGAUGAUACGCAGUCCACAUCAACAUCAGAUGAUACCCGUAAGUCCGAAAGUACAGAUGAUGCUACUGCAAAUCCAGACUUUACAGAACCAGAUGUGGUCGCAUCGCCGGUUAUAUCUUCCAAAAAAGGAAAAAAAGAGCAUGGCUACUUCUCUGAUGUUGAUGAUAAUGAAGAGGACACUGAUUAUGUGCCACCUGAUCGUUGGCGAAGGAUUGUGAGGCAAGGACCAAUGUAUCAAGCCUCUGUUCCUGAUACAAUAUCGACGGGUCCCAAAAGUCCACGAGGAGAGCUUGAAAUGCUUUUGUGGUCACCUCAUACUGAUGUAUCAAUGAAGAAAGUGGAAGAAUAUUUGAAAAAUUAUUACGAUAGGGUACUGCAAAGCAGUGAUUCAUCUCUCCUGGCUGAAGCGCGUAAACCUGGGAAUUCAAAUCGAAGUUUCCCUGUAAAAGAUGAUGAAGAUGCUUUGAAAGCUCUGUUGAAUGCCAACUAUAACACGAGCAUGGCAUUGGCCAGUUAUCCAUUUCCACGCGCCAAUGCCCCUCUGAAGAGCGUUGGACCAAAUCCUGCCAAAUGGAAUGAUCAGUUACCUCAUAGGACUGUUGGUGAAAUAGUACAUUUCUACUAUAUUUGGAAGAAAACAGAACGUCAUGAUAUGUUCCAAGAACGAAUUCGAGGAAUAAAAAACCAAGACAAUCCCAACUGCACUGAUUUUAUGGGAGGAUUAAUGGAUCACAUGGAUGGAAGAAGCGGUGGAAAUGUAUUGGAUAUAGCGGCUAAUACAGUUCCGAUUGAAAUAGAUUUGAUAAGUAAGGAUUGGGAUUGGAACAACGAAGAAGAGAGUACCCUCCCUCAUCUGGAUAGCGAUACGAUUGCUAACGUAUUACAAUGA